UGUACAGGCUUAUAAGGAAUGGGUUAUACCUGCGAAUAAUGUUGUUUGGUUUAUGUUUUUGAAAAACCGGAUACAGUUUAUCCUAGGAGAUGUAAGCAAAUGUGCUGUAGCGCAGUGUGCCUAUCUUUCCUCGCCUUUCCUUGAUUUACUGGAUAAAGCGAAAACUGGCAACGCUCAAGUGCUGCCCGGGAAUUCACAAAAUUCCAAGAAAAGCUUGUUUGGCCAGUCUCCAAAAGUCUUAAAAGAACCAGAAGACGUACAAAAGGGCACAGCACACGCUACGCCUUUGGGAGGUGGUGUGCUCGGCGGUGAAAUGAUCAACGUAACUGUACCCUGCUCCGACCCGAUCCAAGUUCGCUGCAAAUUCGGGCACCACGAAACGCCGGGUUUCUGCAUCGACCACGACAAAGCGAAAUGUCAAGCGCCGAUGACGCUGGAAAGCGGUUGGCUGCCCUUUGCGGUAAGUAUCAACAGGGGCCAGACCUACAACACUUCCGGGGAGUUCUUUGUCGCACCGCAUGGGCAAAGUGUGGCUAGGGUCCAUUUACGCUACCUCGAUAACUGGUUCCUGCGAACUCCUCCCAACCAACUGACUGUGGAAUGGAAUCCUCGGGAAAUGACCUGGACAGAUCGCAUACAAAUCGAUAUCGGUCUUUGGGGAUAUCGAGAAGAGGCCAACCGUCCAGUAAUACAGUUCCUGGCCAACAUCGCCACCAACAUUCUCAACGACGAUGGACGCUACAGCUUCGAUCCUCACAACCGGGUGGCUGAACGCCAGCCGGCGAGAUUUACCCUGGGAUUUAUUCGUAUAAGUGCCUCCAACGCGGCGGGAGCGAGCUCUGUGGCAUAUUCGCAUCUUUGGUCGGAGAUGAUUCCCUUGGCGUGGUAUUUCCGGAAGCAAUGGCGCCAGGAUUUUGGGGACGACUACGCCGGGCAGUUUUGUCGGGAUUGGUAUUACAGCGAUCGCGCAUUACCGGAGUUCAUCGGUUCUCUAGAGGCCUGUCCAUGCACCAAGCAGCAAGCCCAAGCGGAUAAAGGUCGCUUCAUACCGGAUGUGGAGUGCGACUACGACGGCAUUAGCACGUGUAAUUUCCAUAAAGAUGCCAUUCACUGCGUGUACGGACGAGUGCAACCGUCCACGGGAGCCGGACAGGAGUGCUGCUACGAUCGCGAGGGGAAGCUGCUGCUUAACAAUCUGGGGAGUGGCUCACCGAAUCGUGUGCAUCCCUACGGUGCCCCAACCAGUCGGGAAUCGGUGGCUUCGCUGUCCAACUGGUUGCACGACAAGAUGCCCUGGUUUCUGUGCUGCACGUGGUCUGACAACUGCGAAUAUCACGCGCAAUACCGGCGCGUAUCGCACGACUGUGGUGGCUACCAAAAUCCCGGAGCCGCAGUUAUUUAUGGCGCUGCUCACGUCAUUACCUUCGACAAUGUGCAGUACACUUUCCCUGGAUUGGGCGACUAUGUACUGCUACGGUCCGAUUUACCAUCCUUGUCCAUCAACGUGCAAGUCCGUCUGCAGAAACUGCCACAUGAACACUUUGGAGACAUUAAUUCAACGUUUGUCCAGGCUGUGGUUGUGCAAGAAAAUGGUUCCGAUAUUGUCGAAAUACAAGCGGUUGAGCAAGAUAAAAAUUGGCACCCCGUACUCCCUGUUUUAGUUAACGGUCAGCCUCGCUACUUCAACCAGUCAUGGCUCAAGAUCCAGCAAUUUAAAGGUGUAUCGAUUCAUAACUCCGAAUACAAUUCUGACCGCUCUAACAUGGUCGUUCGCUUUCCGUCUGGAAUCGCUAUCGAGGUUAGCGAAACACAGGGCCGCCUGCAUGUGACGGCAUCCGUGCCUCCAGAAAUUCAGAAUCAUACAUACGGUUUGUUCGGCAAGUGGAACGGUAUUCCGGACGAUGAUCUAACAACGGCCAAUGGAAUCGAAGUACCCAUGUCGGCCAGUACAAAAUCAAUAUAUUUCGGUUUUGCAAAAAACUUGUAA
This is a messenger RNA of Paramacrobiotus metropolitanus, 1987 nucleotides long. RefSeq names its product protein mesh-like. The record is from RefSeq and is a predicted model, not a curated record. The transcript is spliced from 12 exons. Lineage: Eukaryota; Metazoa; Tardigrada; Eutardigrada; Parachela; Macrobiotidae. The coding region runs from base 53 to 1987 and encodes 644 amino acids.